AUGGUGUUGUCGCCAGGUGGCGUGCACUUUAUUUGCGUCCAGUCACAUCGACGUCGUAAAAUCUGUAACAGAUCACUUUACGGCACUCCAUUGGCAGAAGGCAAAUAUAUUUCUUGUAAAAUGGCUGAUGUCUCUAAAUUGGUCUAUUCUAUACUGAAAUUUUUUGGUGAUCAAAAAACCUCAGGAAAUCUCAGUGAUGAUGCUGUUGAAAGUUUAGAAGUUGCCAUGCAAUGUUUGGAGUCUGCCUAUGGAAUAAACACCAGUGAACCAGAGUCAGCUGCCAAGUAUCAUGUUGACAAAAAUCUUCUUGAUAUUUUUAACUCUCAUAUAAAUACGGAGAAACCUGCCAACUUCACAGCAAACACAUUACAUGAACCAACUCCAGAGGAACGGGCGGAAGCUGAAAAAUUCAAGAACAAAGGGAAUGAUUUCAUGAAAGCAACAAAAUUCUCUGAAGCUUUGGAAUGUUACUCUCAAGCCAUUCGUUUGGACAACACAAAUGCGGUUUAUUAUUGCAACAGAGCUGCUGCCUACAGUAAAUUAACGAAGCAUGCUUUAGCCAUCCAAGACUGCAACUGUGCUUUAGCAAUUGACCCAGGAUACAGCAAAGCUUACGGCAGAAUGGGAAUGGCUUAUUUGGAGCUGGAGGACAACGAACAAUCCCGUGAAUGUUACAGAAAGGCUCUUGAACUUGACCCCAAUAAUCAAAAUUACAAGAAUAAUUUGGAAAUGGUAGAACAAAAACUGCGGGAACAAGCCAUUGGAGCUGGAUUUGCAAGUGGUGCUGCUGGACAGAAAGGCAUGGAUUUGUCUUCAAUUCUCAACAACCCAGCCCUCAUGAAUAUGGCUGCCAGUAUGAUGUCCAAUCCUCAAAUGCAAUCCAUGAUGUCCAACUUGAUGUCUUCGGCAGCUGGUGAAGGAAAUAAUGGAGGCCUUAGCACUUUGUUACAAGCGGGCCAACAAUUAGCAUCACAAAUGCAGCAGCAGAACCCGGACCUUGUGGCUCAAUUGCGCCGACAGGUGAACCUCCCAAACAAUUCAUCAGAACCUUCCAAUAGUGAGGAAGGCAAUAAACAGUGA
Acanthosepion pharaonis is the source of this 1080-nucleotide messenger RNA. Lineage: Eukaryota; Metazoa; Mollusca; Cephalopoda; Sepiida; Sepiidae. The record is from the annotation of a GenBank genome assembly.